CGAUACUGGCAGCACUGCACCUCGCAGCCUAGUGGUGUUCCUAAUCGAGGUAUACCCUUUGUACGCGAGUGACAUGCGAGUGUCAUCUAUAACCGUCAGUCUGAACUGUUUAUAGUUUGAGGUGUCAGUUGUCAGUAAGUGAUGUAAAUGAAGAUCAAAUUCUGCAAGUCAGCACUUAGUACAAGCUACACGACCAAGUUUGGAUUUUUUCGGAAUUAGUUAGAUAAAAAUAUUUGGAUUUAACGUACAUAUAUACCAGCUACGUUGAGUGUAAAUUAAGUAUUCUGGAAAUAUCUCCAGGUCAGCAAUAUUAAUUGGAUUGCGUGUGAUUGAACACAGUUUGUUGGAUUUAUCGAUCUAAGAAAGACUAAAUUGUGAGUAUUAAUCGUCAUUGAACUAGUGUACAUUAUUUAAUAAAAUUUCCCCAGCUUCAAGAAUUGCGACACGAUCAAUAAAGUGCGUUUCUCUGGAGAGGUCCGAAAACGAUAACCAACAAAACUUGAAGAAUUUACUUCUCGGAAUCUGUGGACAGAAGGAUGCCGGAGACGGAGAGAAACGACUGCAGAGUCUGCCGGCGAUCGAACAACCUGGACAACAUGGUGUUCUGUCCACGGUGUGAAGAAUGGUAUCAUUACCAAUGCGCUGGGGUGAAUGAAUCUGUUGCGGACCGAAGCUGGGUGUGUGGUAAUUGCUCGAUUCUGCCACCCAUCGAUCCACCUGGGCAAACAAGCACUCCGGUGAGUAUGGUGAGUAGUGUUCCGUAUGUAACGACGACAUCUUCUGCCGGUCUACAGUCAAUCGCGGCCAGUGCACCACCCGGGUUGCCACCAGCAGGAAUGUCGACUGCUGCACAGGGUCUGGAAAACCCAAGACAGUCGAUCUUAACAGACCAGGCAAGAGCUAGCCUUCAGUGGAUCCAGGAACAGCGUGAAAACUUGGAGAAGGAGAUGGAAGAAAACCAUAGACAAGAAAUGGAACGGAAGCGGCAGGAAUUGAGGAAGCUUGCCAGUAAAGCUAUGUUAGGCAUAGUUGAGAGCACGAAUGAAGGCAUUGUGAACAGCUGGAAUGGACAGUCUGCAGCGGCGGGAGUCAAUAAAGUGCAGAACUGGAUGCAACAGAUGGUCGGCGAAAUGAGGAACCUUUCGAUUGCUCAGCCGAGCGGAAGGGCAGAGGAAAUUAUUUCGGGUGCACCAACGUUUGAUAUCAGUUCCUUUCUGACCACUUCAGGUACGCCUGUACACGGACUUGACCCGACCCCGUCGUCAACUAUCCACGGAUCGCAAGGUAGGUCAGUGGUCAUUCCGACAACUAUUCCUUCGGUUCAUUCGAUGCCAGUCGGACCAUCACAGUUAAGCUCUGGAAGUUGGCUAGGUGCAAACAUGCAGACUGAAAUUAAUCGUUAUCAGCACCUAGGGACGAUGCCAAGAGGGUUAGUUAGUCGAGUGCCACCAGGGUUGGGAAUCAAUACACAAACAAAUGUUGUGACAGCCUGCUCUACGGUUCCAACCGUGGGUCCUACUUCGAAUCAUUCGGGCCUUUCGGUUGUAACCGGUCCAUCGGUUGCUGGUAAUCCGUUGAUAAAUACUCUAUCACAACCACAAUUUUAUGCCAGGAUAGCAACAAACACGAGUGCACCCUUCGUGCAAUCAGCAACAUCUUUUCCUAACUUUGUUCCUGGGCAGGCUUUCAACACCGCGAUGAAUGGGAGUAGCCAGGCCAUCCAGCAGUUUCCAGAUACAGGAUAUGCAAACGUUGUUGGUGCAAAUGGAGGAGUUCCCCUUAGUCAGAGUAACUUCCAAAGUCUUCCAAGGAUGCCUAAUCCGCUAGCUCAGCUUCAAAUCGUUCCUUCGCAACACCAGCUACUGGCGAGGCAGGUUAUGCCCAAGGACCUUCCUCCAUUUCGGGGGGACCCAGAAGACUGGCCAUUGUUUUAUAGUGCGUAUGUCAACUCGACGACGGCCUGUGGAUACUCCGAUGUCGAAAAUCUGGCCAGGCUUCAGAAAGCAUUGCAAGGCAGGGCCUUCGACGCUGUUAAGAGUCGGUUGUUACUUCCGGCGUGUGUGCCACAAGUGCUAAACACACUAUACAUGUUGUUUGGCAGACCGGAACUGAAAAUUCAAACGCUGUUGAACAAGAUACGCGAGGUACCGGCACCAAGAUCAGACCGAUUAGAUACAUUGAUCUCAUUUGGUAUGGCCGUCCAGAAUCUGUGUGACCAUUUGGAGGCAGCAGGACAGAUAGCACACUUGUGCAAUCCGACUCUACUGCAGGAGCUGGUGGAAAAGUUUCCAGCACAGCAACGGUUGGAUUGGGCACUCUAUAAACGGCAGUUUAUGGCGGUCGACUUACGUACAUUCUCGACGUACAUGUCAAUCUUAGUAGCUGCAGCCUCUGAUGUCACAGUCAUCGCGGAUAUUAGGCAGUCGCAAGCAGGAAGAAGUGAUCGAGGAAAAGAGAAAAACUUUCUCAAUGCGCAUUCUGCGGCGGAACCAUUCAAGAAGGAAAAUUUGGAGGAAAACAUUUCCGGAGUGGUGUGUUUGGCCUGCAACGGACCCAACCACAAAGUUAGGGAUUGCGUUAUCUUCAAGAAAUGGGGUCCUGAGAAUCGUUGGGAGAUUGUUAAACACUAUCACCUCUGCAAGUUGUGCUUGGGAAAACAUGGGCAGCGACCUUGCAAGCAACAAGAGAAUUGCGGAGUGGAUGGUUGUCAGCUACGACAUCACCCGUUGUUGCAUGCUGAAAUGCAAAAGCAGCAAGUUUCUCCCGAUUUGGAAUCGAAUGCAGCAUUUCAAAAUGUGAGUUCCGGAGAAGGAGUAAAUGCUCAUCAUUCUACAGGAAACGCUACAAUGUUUCGUAUAAUUCCCGUAAAACUUUUCUGGAACGGAAAAUCAGUCGAGACCUUCGCGUUUUUAGACGAUGGUUCAUCGAUGACGCUGAUCGAACAGUCAAUUGCCGAUCGUUUAGGCAUAGAUGAUGGUGAAUUUCUUCCUCUGGGCCUAACUUGGACGGGCAACAUAAAUCGGCAAAUCAAAAACUCUAAGCGGGGUUCCGUUGAUGUCUCUGGUCUAGGUGCCAGUAAAAGUUUUGCUCUGAAUCAUACUAGAACUGUUCCGAACCUAGAACUUCCGAGGCAAACACUGAAGUACGAAGAAUUGGCACGUCAAUAUGCUCAUUUGAAAGGGCUGCCGAUCAGCAGUUACGAAGCAGUUUCGCCUGGUAUAUUGAUAGGUUCCAACAAUGCUAGUUUGAUCGCAACAUUAAAGUUACGUGAAGGAGAGCUUGGCGACCCGUUGGCGGCGAAGACUCGACUGGGUUGGUCUAUUUACGGACAUGUAGCUAACAUGCGAGAAGCACAGAACUUUAGCUUUCAUAUUCGUGAGAAUGAAUUUGAAAACAAUGAAGACGAAGGAAAAUUGGAAAGCUGUCGUCCCAAAUCUGGAGGUGACGGCACAAGCGCUUCAAAAGGUUCAACGAAGCAGAAAUCAAGAAAGAUCAACCUCGAUAAGCUGAAGUGUGACAAGGAUUAUGCAUCGAGUGGAAUAGAAACAGGAAAGGAUGGCGACAAAGCAGUAAGGUCUAGAACAUGGUUGACUAAACGAAACAAAGGAUGGGACCACAUGCCUAGGCAUACAGACAUCUUUGGAAAGGACAAUCUGUUGCUGCCGAUAGCAUCACGAUCUCAACGGUCAUUGGAUCUACCAUCAUCAACGUUAGCAGUGCUGAAGCGGCAUAGUGUUAGUAACGCGUUCAAUAACGGAUACGGGAAUGCGUUACGGGUUGGGGAAUGUUGCCGAUACUGGCAGCACUGCACCUCGCAGCCUAGUGGUGUUCCUGAUCGAGGUAUACCCUUUGUACGCGAGUGACAUGCGAGUGUCAUCUAUAACCGUCAGUCUGAACUGUUUAUAGUUUGAGGUGUCAGUUGUCAGUAAGUGAUGUAAAUGAAGAUCAAAUUCUGCAAGUCAGCACUUAGUACAAGCUACACGACCAAGUUUGGAUUUUUUCGGAAUUAGUUAGAUAAAAAUAGUUGGAUUUAACG
This is a messenger RNA of Aedes albopictus (Asian tiger mosquito), 4036 nucleotides long. RefSeq lists its product as uncharacterized. The transcript has 2 exons. The coding region runs from base 537 to 3863 and encodes 1108 amino acids. NCBI's taxonomy places the organism in Eukaryota, Metazoa, Arthropoda, Insecta, Diptera, Culicidae. The record is from RefSeq and is a predicted model, not a curated record.